This is a messenger RNA of Purpureocillium takamizusanense, 1980 nucleotides long. RefSeq names its product Nucleolar protein 12 (gene NOP12). Gene Ontology annotation, molecular function: RNA binding. The record is from RefSeq and is a predicted model, not a curated record. The transcript is spliced from 4 exons. Lineage: Eukaryota; Fungi; Ascomycota; Sordariomycetes; Hypocreales; Ophiocordycipitaceae. Bases 92 to 1714 code for a protein of 540 amino acids.
GGGGAACAUCAGCGCGCGCCAAGUGCAGGCCCUGAUUUUUUUCCCGUGCGAUCACGUCGGUGCGAUUUCCCAGCACCCGCCAGCGCUCAAGAUGCCAAAAAAAACAGUCUCUGCGCUGGGCGUCGCCUCCAAGGCCAUAGACCCCACCCUCGAUGCCCUCUUUGCCUCCAGUGCCGGACCAGUCGCGGCACCUCCAAAGUCUCGCUACUCUGCGCCGUCUGAGCCCAAGUCCAAGCCCGUCGUCGGUGACGACGAGGACGGUGAUGACGAGGUGUUGUCUGAGAUUAGCGAGGAGCUCGACUACGAAGACGACGAUGAAUCCGGCAGCGACGACACGUCCCCCAAGGGCGACGACAAUGAAGUCAACGAGAAUGAGGGCGAAAAGGAAGCUACCGUGGACGACCAACUGCGGACGGUUACGGAAGCGGAAGCAGUAGAGGCUCCCAAGGCCCGGAGGGAGCGAAAGCGCAAGAGAAAGGACGACAACGAUGAGCUCGAGGCCAAGUAUCUAGCCGAAAUGUCCAAGGAUGACGCUCCCGAGCAUGAGUCGAAACGAUUCAAGGGCGGGCGCACCGAGCAAGACCAACCUUCCGUUGACGACGAAGACGUACCCGUGCACGAGUCGCUGGCUAAGGACCCCAAUACGACUGACGUGGAACGGGCCUCCCGGACCGUCUUCCUCGGCAAUGUCUCCUCCGAAGCCAUCUCGGACAAGAAGGCGAAAAGGGCUCUGAUGAACCAUCUGUCGUCUGCCCUCAACCCGAACGAUUCCCCUCCCCAGAAGCUCGAGUCACUGCGAUUCCGAUCCGUCGCUUUCUCUACUGGCUCCAUGCCGAAGCGCGCAGCCUACAUCACCAAGUCUCUCAUGACCGCCACGACCAAAUCCACCAAUGCAUAUGCUGUCUUCUCCUCGACGGCCGCCGCUCGCCGGAUCGUCUCGGAGCUCAAUGGCAGCGAGGUUCUGGGCCGUCACAUCAGGGUAGACAGCGUCGCCCAUCCUAGCCCCAUGGACCACCGUAGGUGCAUCUUCGUGGGCAAUUUGGGCUUCGUCGACGAUGAGACUGUUCUAAACACCGACGGCGACGGCAAGACGGUGGAGAAGAAGCGCACCAAGGUCCCUGCCGAUGUGGAGGAGGGCCUCUGGCGGACGUUCAGCAAGCAAGGCAAAGUCGAGAACGUGCGUGUCGUGCGGGAUCCUAAGACGAGAGUCGGCAAGGGAUUCGCGUACGUUCAGUUCUACGACGGCAACGACGUCGAGUCGGCCCUGCUCCUCGACGGCAAGAAAUUCCCUCCCAUGCUACCUCGCCCGCUCCGCGUGACGCGCGCCAAGGACCCUCGCAAGACGGCCCUCGCCCAGGAGCGCGCCAGCGCCAAGGCCAACGCCUCGGACAACAGCAAGGGGCGCGGCGGCACGGGCUACAGGCCCAAGAUCACCCCCGAGCAGCAGGCUGCCGCAGGACGCGCCGGCAAGCUGCUCGGACGCGCCGGCGCCGCGCAGAUGCAGCGGGGUGGCAAGGACGGCGCCAACGCCGCCGCACUCGUCAGCAAGAAGUCGCCGGAGCAGAUCGUCUUCGAGGGCAGGAGAGCCUCGUCCAGGGACGGCCGGCCCAAGGACCUCAAGUUUGGGAAGAAGGGCAAGGGCAAGAAGCCUAAGCCGACUCACCGAGGCGCGCGGAGGGCAGCGGAGUGGAAGAAGACCAAGCCCUCCAGCUGAAACGUACAUGGCGGAGCGACGUAGUGGUGGGAACUGGUAUUGGUGCGGCGGGUGCGCCUCGUGAUGCCAAGGGAGUAUACAUAGGCCAGGUCAGGAUGAGGUGACACGGCAUUGCCUUGGUCGAUCAUAUGCAGGGCAUAGCAGAGCUUCGCAGAGAUUAAAAGAAUUUGGCUGGCUGGCAUACUGUAAGGCAUAAAACAGGCGCAAACCAUUACAACGCAUGAUUCAUCCAUUCAAGCCUACACGCACGCACGCACGCACGCAAC